AUGAGCCCUUUGCCGCUCUGGGCCCCGUCGACUGGUCCGCCGUGCCCGCCGACGACCUGUCCUCCUUCCUCGCCGACACCUUCGCCUCGGCCCAGACCAUCAUCGACUCGAUCCCCGUGCCCCGCCCCCGUCCAGGCCGCCACCGCCGCCCGCCGCGCCCGCGCCCAGACAGACCCGCCCCAGCCCUCCGUCGCCCUCAACGCCGCCAUGGCCGCCCGCCAGUCCGGCGCCUCCAUCAGGACCGCCCAGGACCUCAUGAAGGAGUGGAAGGACGUCAAGGUCAACCCCAAGGACAACCCCCUCGCCAUCAACGUCUACAAGCUCGCCGCCAAGGACGGCCGCGGCAGCUGGUUCGCCCGCCGCAGCAUCCACGACGGCCUGCCUUUUGCCACCUGGAAGCUCGGCCUCGAGCGCGAGUUUGCCGAGAGCAUCAAGGUCCAGACGGGGCCCGGCGGUGGCAGCAUCCGCGGCAUCGGCGCCGACCAAAAGGUCGAGCAUCAUGUCGUCCGCGACGCCGGCAAGGCCGAAGUCUUCCAGCUGUCGGCCCAGUUCCCCGGCCCAACCACGCCGCGCGACUUUGUCACCCUGCUGCUCUCGUCCGACACCGCCGACACGAAACCCGUGCCCCACGGUGCCCCGCGCCCGCUGCGCACCUUUAUGAUCCUGUCAAGGCCGUGCGACCAUCCCCAGUGCCCGCCGCGCCAGGGCUACAUCCGCGGCCAGUACGAGUCGGUCGAGAUCAUCCGCGAGGUGCCCAGCGACAAGCCCAGCGCCAUCAAGAGGGCGCGCUCCUCCAUCGACGUUGGCGCCGACGGCUCGCAGCAGAGGCGGGCCGUCGCCGAGGACAUGAGCAGGGACGCCGUCCUGCGUGCCGCCACCAAGGUCGCCGCCAGCGACGAGAGCCGGAACCGCGGCCUCUCCGUGGACAGCGCGCCGGCACGAGACGACGCCGGGCACCACGUCGACGCCAUGGACGCCAUGGACGACAAGGACGACGACAACGACGACCAUGAUGCGCCGACGACCGUCGAGUGGCUCAUGGUCACGCGCAGCGAUCCCGGCGGCAACGUCCCCCGCUUCAUGAUCGAGAGGGGCACCCCUGGCGGCAUAGUGAGCGAUGCCAGCAAGUUCCUCAACUGGCUGACGGCCAAGGCCGCCUGCGACUUUGCCGACGAUCCCGCGCCGGCCAAGGAGGAGGGGGCCGCCGCCGCCGCCGCCGCCGCCGUCGAUGGUGCCAAGACGGACGCUGUGAAAGCCGAGGAGAGCAAGGCGACGUCAAAAUCGCUGCCGUCGACAGCGCCCACAGCCAAUCUCGUCCCCGACAGCGCGGCGCCGCAAGACACGAGUGGAGCAGGGGACCACAGCAAUGGCAUGGCCAGCAGCAACGGUCUCUACGGCAUGAUCUCGGGCGCCUUUGGCUACGCGACAGAAGCCAUGGCCGGUCGCCUUCCCGUCGGCCUGCCCGGCUUCUUCCAGAGCCAGCCCAACAGCAGCGACGAGACGCUGUCGUACAGAAACGCCCGCGACGAGGACGACUCGGACUCGCUCAGCACCAUCAGCGACACGUCUUCGGUGCGCUCCUUCACAUCGGCCAUGGAGCGCACGGAGAGCGCGCAGAACGCCCUGUCGGCCGAGGCGUUGCGCGACGACGCCGUGUCGACGCAGUCGUCCGAGUCGCGCAGCCUGCACGCGCCGCUGUCGCACUCAGCGACGCACCACGACAAGGAGCUCCGCAAGCUCCAGGAGCGGCGCCGCAAGAUGCAGGACAAGCUCGACAAGCUGCAGAGCCGCAUGACGGCCAAGCGCGCCGACGGCACGCAGUCGACGCAGCGCGACGAGGCGGCCGCCGCGCGGCUCCGCGAAAAGCACGAGCGCGAAGUGGCCAAGCACGAGGAGAAGUACCAGCGCGAGCUGCGACGGCUCGAGGAGAAGCGCGCACACGAUGAGCGCAAGGCCGAGGCGCGCCGCCGCAAGGCCGAGGAGCGCGAGCUCAAGGCCAACGCCGCCAUGGAGCUCGACAAGGUCCGCCAGCAGCGCGACCUCGCCCUCCACGAGGUCGAGCUGCUCAAGGCCCAGGUCGGCGAGCUGCAGGCCCAGAACACGCGCCUCGUCGCCGACAUGGGCAAGCUCGGCAAGGGCAUCACGGGGCUCCGCCGCCAGGACUCGGGAUGGAGCACAAAGUCGGCGGGUGUCCGGGCGCCCGACAAGGUACCGCAGGCCGCCGCCUCGUCGUAG
Verticillium dahliae VdLs.17 is the source of this 2235-nucleotide messenger RNA. RefSeq lists its product as uncharacterized. The coding region runs from base 1 to 2235 and encodes 744 amino acids. Lineage: Eukaryota; Fungi; Ascomycota; Sordariomycetes; Glomerellales; Plectosphaerellaceae. The record is from RefSeq and is a predicted model, not a curated record. The transcript is spliced from 2 exons.